Molecule: messenger RNA, 992 nt
Organism: Purpureocillium takamizusanense
Lineage: Eukaryota; Fungi; Ascomycota; Sordariomycetes; Hypocreales; Ophiocordycipitaceae
Exons: 2
Coding region: 96-992 (298 amino acids)
Cellular component (GO): membrane; endomembrane system
Source: RefSeq, a predicted model, not a curated record
CCCCACAAGCAGCGAAAGCGACCAGUUCUGCUGUCUGGCGCCCCCCGAGCGACGCGACGAGCAUUGUCUCGUCCUCACCCCCGCCCGCCCUCGCCAUGUCUUCAUCUGGCGCAGCAGCAGUGGCCCAGUCUGCCGGCCAGAAUCCCCAGCAGGAACAGCAACCGCGACAUGGCUUCAACUUCAACCGCCUCUUCCUCGGCGGCGCCGUCUACCUGGGCAUCAACGUCCUCAUCUCCUACAUGACGCAAAAGGACCAAAAGGGCGUCCUCAAGACCGACCCCGCGACCGGUAAGACCAUCACCGUCACGGGAAACACGGGAAGCAUCCCGCCGUUCCAGUUCCGCCCCAAGGAGCUCGACGAGGGCGCCACGUACUCGCCGAUCCCUCGAAAAAUUGCGCCCAUCUGGCCCCAGGACAGCCAUGUCGACAUUGUCGUGACGCUGUCGCCGUCCUUCAACCCGACGCCCAUCUCCCAGACGCCCGCCGAGUACCUUGUCCUGCAGGAGAAGAACUUUGGCAUGGGCAACAGCUCCGAGGCGCGCACCAUUGAUACCACUUUCCCUGUCCCCAAGGCCGUGCAGAACAAUGGCACGCUCUGGGGUCACUUCUACAUCGGCCUCACCGGCAGCGCGCUCGACCCCAAGCAGCCAGGCUAUGACUCGGGCAAGGCCUACCACUUCGCCUAUCCGAUGACGCAGUACUUGCCCAAGAAGAAGGUUUCCAAGACGAGAAAUUUGCUCGAGGCUCGCACGGAGAACGAGGAAGAGGAGCCUAAGGAGGAAGUGCCUACGGGGCCCAUCAUCACGAACCACUAUCACCCCAAUGCCAGCUUCGCCUUCGUCCCUGGCAUGGGCGUCCGGGACUUUGCGCAGCUUCCCCCCGCCGUCAAGCAGUUUCUGCGCCUCGAGGCGACGGGUGCUCGCGACGGCAGCGGCCAUAAUGGCUGGUACUGUAGGUUAUCGCCCGCUUCCCCAACAACGGCUUGGUGCUAA